AUGUCGAAAUAUCGCCGGAACGCCGUCGUAAUCGACUUCAACGUCAUGCCGGUGAGACCGGACAUCGAGACCGUUACGAAGUUUAUCUCUAAGGACCUCAAACUGGACCAACAACGAGUAAAAAACCUUCAACUCAACAAUUCCCGCAACCAUGUCAUCAUCGAGCUAGGAUCGCCGGAGGAAGCUUCGGACCUAGUCGACCAGCACAACCUCAAACACAAGGACAACGCGACUCAAGUUCGCAUCCAUGACUUGCCGCCACAUAUGCCUAACGAUUUAAUCGUCUCCCAUCUCGAGGCCUACGGAGAAGUCAAGUCCAUUCGGAGAGAGGUCUGGCGGGAGUACUUCCCAGGGAUCCCGAAUGGAGUUCGAGUUGUCCGGAUGGUUUUGAAGAAGCCGAUUCCGUCCUUCAUUAAGGUGGAGACGGAAAUAAGCUACACGAGCUACAACCAACAAUAUCAGCAGCAAAAACAUCACAACCAACAGAAACAGCAACAACAACAACAACAACAUUAA
This is a messenger RNA of Culex pipiens pallens (northern house mosquito), 516 nucleotides long. RefSeq lists its product as uncharacterized. NCBI's taxonomy places the organism in Eukaryota, Metazoa, Arthropoda, Insecta, Diptera, Culicidae. The transcript has 3 exons. The coding region runs from base 1 to 516 and encodes 171 amino acids. The record is from RefSeq and is a predicted model, not a curated record.